CUAAAACAUCAUCGAGCAGACGCCAUAUUGAUUUUCACAAGAAAAUUCUUACUUAACUCAGCCGACCGCAUUAGAUCGUGACAUAUUCAGUCGCUGCUUUAUUAAGGAAGAAAAAAAAUUUGUUCUUAAGGAAUAAAAGGCGAGAAAAAAAAGGAGAACCCAGGACCUGCAGAAAUGACUGUUAAACUAGAAACUGCUCCUUUCGAUCCACGUUUCCCCAAUCAGAAUCAGACCCGUUACUGCUAUCAGUCGUACGUGGAUUUCCAUCGUUGCCAGAAAAAACGUGGUGAGAGCUAUGAGCCAUGCAACUACUUUAAGAAAGUCUUUAAAUCGAUGUGCCCUAACGCCUGGGUGGAGAAGUGGAAUGAACAAAUUGAAAACGGCACCUUUGCUGGUCGAAUUUAAAUUUUCACCAUGAGGCACUUUAAUUAAUAUCCGAAAAACUUUAUUAUCUAAAAAUUGUUGUGCUACAGCCAUCUUAAUCAACAUUUACUAGAAAU
Molecule: messenger RNA, 500 nt
Organism: Glossina fuscipes
Lineage: Eukaryota; Metazoa; Arthropoda; Insecta; Diptera; Glossinidae
Gene: COX6B
Product: cytochrome c oxidase subunit 6B2
Exons: 2
Coding region: 175-405 (76 amino acids)
Cellular component (GO): respiratory chain complex IV; mitochondrion
Source: RefSeq, a predicted model, not a curated record